AAUUGACUUGGUUGUCAAUCCCUGCUAAUCACUUCUCAUUUCAAAGCCGUGGAGCCUGAAUCUUUCCAUUUAGUGAAAACCAUCACAAGAAGCCAUGGAGAUGAGAAUGGAUUUUCCCAGAUUGGUUUUCUUCGCUUAUACCCUUCUCAUACCACACCUUGUUGCUGUAACAGUAGCUCAGCCUGACCUGGUCUACCACAAUUGUUCAGAAAAUGUUGGUACUUACAGCAAUAACAGCACCUCUCAGUCAAACCUCAACACCCUUCUCUCUACACUGUUCUCAUACAAAGAAAUCAACUAUGGCUUUUACAAUUUCUCCAUCGGCCAAAGCCGCAACUAGGUUAACGCAAUUGCCCUCUGCAGAGGAGACAUCACACAAGAUAAGUGCCGCAGUUGCCUCAACGACUCCAGGCUUCAGCUCCCGCAGCGCUGUCCCUACCAGAAUGAAGCAAUAGGAGGGUAUGAUGAAUGCAUGUUACGAUACUCCAAUCGGUCCAUAUUCAGGACUCUGGAAAUUUUGCCUAGUUUUUAUGUUCCGAACCCGAACAACGUCUCCAAUGAAGAUGUGUUCAAUCAGGCGCUGAAGACCUUGUUGGACAGCCUCCGAAGCAAAGCUGCUUCGGGCAAUUCGCUGCUCAAAUUUGCCACAGGAGAAGCGACUGGCACUGGUGAUAAAAGGAUAUACGGGUUUAUGCAGUGCACUCCUGAUCUAGAUGAGUCUUCUUGCAGCAGUUGUUUAGAAGGGGCUAUUAAUGAUGUUCCAGCAUGUUGCGGUAACAAGGAAGGAGGACGAAUUUUUAAGCCCAGUUGCAGCCUCAGGUUUGAAACAUUCCGUUUCUAUGAUUUUACAGCGGCUAACACGCCUCCACCUGCAACAUGGCCACCUUCCUCACCUUCUCCUUCGGAUAACCUCACCCCACCCUCCCCAGCCAUUGUUACACCUACCAAAGGAAAGAAGAGUAACACAUCCCGGACCCUCAUCCUCAUAGUCGUUCCCACGGUUAUUAUUUCAGUGUUAUUGAUCAGCUUCAUCUGCUUCUUUUUAAAAAAGAGGAGGCCAAGGGGGCAGUUUCUAAGUUUUGAGGGUGAAACUAGAACCCUGGAAUCCUUGCAAUUUCAGUUCAGCACCAUUAGAGUUGCAACAGACAACUUCUCUGAUGCUAAUAAGCUUGGAGAAGGUGGAUUCGGCUCUGUUUACAAGGGUAGGCUUUCCGAUGGGCAAGAAAUAGCUGUUAAGAGGCUGUCUGCUGGUUCUAAACAAGGAGAACUAGAAUUCAAAAAUGAGGUGCUGUUAAUGGCGAAGCUUCAACAUAGAAAUUUGGUUAGGCUACUGGGUUUUUGCUUGGAAAGAUCCGAAAGACUUCUCAUCUAUGAGUUUAUGCCUAACUUAAGCCUCCAUGGCUACAUAUUUGAUCCAAUUAAGCAAACGCAAUUGAAUUGGGAAAAGUGUUACAAAAUCAUAGGAGGCAUCGCUCGAGGGCUUCUUUAUCUUCAUGAAGAUUCUCGACUUCGAAUUAUUCACCGUGAUCUCAAAGCAAGCAACAUUCUAUUAGAUGCAGAGAUGAACCCUAAAAUUUCUGAUUUUGGGAUAGCUAGAUUAUUUGCAGUUGAUCAAACUCAAAAGAAUACAAGUAGAAUUAUGGGAACCUAUGGAUAUAUGGCCCCAGAAUAUGUAUUGCAUGGGAAAUUCUCAGUUAAGUCGGACGUAUAUAGCUUGGGUGUGUUGAUUCUGGAGAUUAUAAGCGGUCAAAAGAAUAAUUGUUUCCAUGUUGGCGAGAACACUGAGUAUCUUCUGACCCACGCCUGGAUUUCUUGGAGGGAAGGAACAGCAAGCAGUAUGAUAGAUCCAACAUUACGGGAUGGCUCAACAAGUGAAAUAAUGAGAUGUAUCCACAUUGGGUUGCUAUGUGUUCAAGAAAAUGUGGCUGAUCGACCAACAAUGGCUUCAGUAAUGCUCAUGCUAAAUAGCUACUCUCUCAGUCUCCCAAUACCUUCACACCCUGCAUUUUUUUUACGUAGUAACAUUGACCAGAACAUUUCUUCGAGACUGGAGCAUAAUUCAAGGUCGACUGAUUUUGAUCUUUCUCGAAGUAGUAGUCCUAUUAAUUAUCAAUACAUACGACUUGAAUAACAGAUGGAUGAUGUUGCAUUUUUGAGUUAUAAUCUAAAGACAUGCAUGUUUAUGUUAUAA
This is a messenger RNA of Vitis vinifera (wine grape), 2191 nucleotides long. RefSeq names its product cysteine-rich receptor-like protein kinase 15. Lineage: Eukaryota; Viridiplantae; Streptophyta; Magnoliopsida; Vitales; Vitaceae. The transcript is spliced from 7 exons. The record is from RefSeq and is a predicted model, not a curated record. Gene Ontology annotation, biological process: protein phosphorylation. Gene Ontology annotation, molecular function: ATP binding; protein kinase activity.